This is a messenger RNA of Pistacia vera, 703 nucleotides long. Its product is annotated as probable calcium-binding protein CML15. The coding region runs from base 100 to 585 and encodes 161 amino acids. Gene Ontology annotation, molecular function: calcium ion binding; enzyme regulator activity. The transcript has a single exon. Lineage: Eukaryota; Viridiplantae; Streptophyta; Magnoliopsida; Sapindales; Anacardiaceae. The record is from RefSeq and is a predicted model, not a curated record.
GCAAACUCGAGCCUCAGAUCUUCAAAAACCACAAAAAAUAAAAAUUAACACUUUGUAUUUAUCGAUCUUAUUAUCUUAAUCACCAAAACAAUUAGGAGUAUGAUGUCUGCCCUCCAUUCCGAUCAACUUAAACAACUCAAAGACAUCUUCAUGCGCUUCGAUAUGGAUUCUGAUGGCAGCCUCACGCAGCUUGAACUCGCUGCACUUUUACGUUCUUUAGGCCUCAAGCCAAGCGGUGAUCAACUUCAUGUUUUGUUAUCCAAUAUGGACGCUAACGGGAAUGGCUUUGUGGAGUUCGAUGAAUUGGUUUCUGCGAUUUUGCCCAACAUGAGUGAAGAGGUUUUGAUCAACCAAGAACAGCUUUUGGAGGUUUUCAGGUCGUUUGAUCGUGAUGGUAAUGGUUAUAUUACGGCCGCUGAGCUGGCGGGUUCCAUGUCUAAAAUGGGUCACCCUUUAACGUAUCGUGAGCUUUCCGAUAUGAUGAAAGAGGCUGAUAUUAAUGGAGAUGGUGUUAUUAGUUUUAAUGAAUUUGCAUCGGUUCUGGCCAAGUCUGCUGCUGAUUUUCUAGGCCUUAAAGUUGCAUAGGCGGGGUUAGGCGUUGAUCAUCCAUUGUAUAAUUGCAAUUAUUAUCCUGAUUUGUCAAGCAUAUAUCCUUUGUGAUCAUGGAUGGUUUUGAUAUGAACCCCUCUUUUUGAGUUAUUUU